Gossypium raimondii (Peruvian cotton) is the source of this 2755-nucleotide messenger RNA. RefSeq lists its product as uncharacterized. Gene Ontology annotation, molecular function: protein binding. NCBI's taxonomy places the organism in Eukaryota, Viridiplantae, Streptophyta, Magnoliopsida, Malvales, Malvaceae. The transcript has a single exon. The coding region runs from base 598 to 2562 and encodes 654 amino acids. The record is from RefSeq and is a predicted model, not a curated record. Gene Ontology annotation, biological process: cell surface receptor signaling pathway.
UUCCAAUGGCAGCUGGAAAUUCUUUUACCUUGUUUUGUAUUGUCCUGUUUCUGCUGCUGCCUAUUUAAAAAUCCUUCUUUGUUUUGCAUGUCUUUGGGAUUAUGCCUGUCACCUCCAUAGCCAUUGACUCAAAAGUAUGUACUUUUUGUAUAUUGAUAAAAAAUGACAGCAACAAUGCAAUUCAACACCGUUCACCUCCUUCAUUAUACAAAAAUUCAUUUUUUCUGAAAGAAUAUAUAAACAACAAAAAUACAGCGCAACACAACAGCAACAAUCGUAGAAGCUAUGUCCACCCAAAAUUGUUAAAUAAACAAGAAGAUGAAUGCGCGUUUGACAUUGUAAAACUCGUCUGCCAUGAACCCCCAUUCAACCUUUUCUUCUUUCACUUUCCUCAUGCGUCCACACCCUGAAACCAAGGCAAACCAAUGCACCCCUGAAGUCCAAAAUCCCCAUAGAACCUAAAAGCAGCAAUUAACUCCCAUUUUCACCCUCCAUUUCCCCCGUUUAUCAAGCCUUUAACCAGAAACUUCUAACCCCAAAAGGUUAGAAUCGCAAUAAAUAUAAAGUCGUUUCUCUUCACUUUUUUUUUCUGUUCUGAUGGCGGAUAUGGUGAAGCAAAUCUUGGCAAAGCCAAUUCAGUUAGCAGACCAAGUAACGAAAGCGGCGGAUGAAGCAAGUUCGUUCAAGCAAGAGUGUGCGGAGCUUAAGUCAAAGACGGAGAAACUUGCCGGCUUACUCCGACAAGCAGCGCGUGCCAGUUCCGACCUCUACGAACGCCCUACGCGCCGUAUAAUCGAUGAUACAGAACAAGUCCUCGAUAAAGCUCUUUCGUUGGUCCUCAAAUGCCGAGGCAACGGCUUUAUGAAGCGCGUGUUUAUAAUCAUCCCUGCUGCCGCGUUCCGCAAAAUGUCUUCUCAGCUGGAGAACUCUAUCGGCAAUGUUUCCUGGCUUCUCCGUGUUUCGGCUUCGGCUGAUGAUCGCGACGAUGAGUACUUAGGCCUUCCUCCAAUCGCUGCAAACGAGCCGAUUUUAUGCCUAAUAUGGGAACAAAUCGCGAUUCUUUACACCGGUUCACUCGACGACCGGUCCGACGCGGCUACUUCGCUUGUUUCCCUAGCCAGAGACAAUGAUCGGUACGGGAAACUGAUUAUAGAAGAGGGAGGUGUUAGGCCAUUAUUGAAAUUAGUCAAAGAAGGGAAAAUGGAAGGUCAAGAAAACGCCGCCAAAGCAAUUGGCCUUCUGGGUCGGGACCUGGAAAGCGUGGAGCAUAUGAUCCACGCUGGCGUUUGCACGGUGUUUGCGAAAAUCCUCAAAGAAGGUCCAAUGAAAGUUCAAGCUGUGACGGCGUGGGCGGUGUCUGAGCUGGCUGCUAAUUACCCAAAAUGCCAAGAUUUGUUUGCUCAGCAUAACAUAAUCCGAUUGCUCGUCAGUCAUUUGGCGUUCGAAACCAUCCAAGAACACAGCAAAUAUGCAAUUGCCAGUAACAAGGCGACGUCCAUCCACGCGGUGGUUAUGGCGAGCAGUAAUAAUUCGAAUGUGAAUAACGUGAAAAACGUCAUUGACGAAGAUCACCAGAAUCCGAUUCCGCAUCCAUUGGGGAACCAAACCCCUAAUCAGAUGCAUAAUGUGGUUACGAAUACCAUGGCAAUGAAAGGUGCGACGAAAUUGCCACAAAAGCCGAGUAGUAAUCAUGUUAGGAGCAAUAGUCAGGGCAAUGCCAAGCUAAUUCAUCAAGUUUAUCAUCAUCAGCAGCAGCUGAAUGGUUCGAUUUCCGGGGCGAAUAUUAAGGGAAGGGAAUUGGAGGACACCGCUACCAAGGCUUAUAUGAAGGCGAUGGCAGCUAGAGCUUUAUGCUAUCUUGCUAAGGGGAAUUCAAGUGUCUGUCGGAGCAUUACAGAAUCCAGAGCGCUGUUAUGCUUUGCAGUUUUGUUGGAAAAAGGAACCGAUGAAGUGCAGUUGAAUUCGGCUAUGGCAUUGAUGGAGAUUGCGGCAGUGGCAGAGCAGGAUACUGAUUUGAGAAGGUCUGCAUUUAAGCCAAAUUCUCAUGCUUGUAAGCUUGUUGUGGAUCAGCUUUUCCUGAUAAUAGAGAAGGCUGAUUCGGAGUUGCUGAUACCUUGCAUAAAGGCUAUUGGUAAUUUGGCAAGGACGUUUAGAGCAACGGAAACAAGGAUGAUUUCCCCAUUGGUUAAACUUCUGGAUGAGAGGGAAGCUGAAGUUUCCAAGGAGUCUGCCACUGCUCUUACCAAAUUCGCUUGCACCAACAACUAUCUACACCUUGAUCACUCCAAGGCAAUCAUUAGUGCGGGAGGUGCAAAGCAUUUGAUUCAACUAGUGUAUUUUGGGGAACAAAUUGUGCAGCACUCAGCAUUACUUCUCCUAUGUUACAUUGCCCUCCAUGUACCGGAUAGCGAAGAACUCGCCCAAGCUGAAGUGCUGACAGUGCUGGAAUGGGCAUCCAAGCAAUCCAACAUGACCCAGGAUGAAACAGUGGACACACUUCUACAUGAAGCCAAAAGUAGAUUGGAGCUCUAUCAGUCUAGAGGUUCAAGGGGAUUCCAUUGAUUCAAUCGCUUUUCCAUUGUGAUUUAUUGUUUGGGACAACUGUACAUACAGCUAGAACUGUUCUUCCAUGAAGUAUUUUUCAGUCAUAUGCAGAAUUGUAUUGCCUUGAGUUGCAUGGCUGUUGUAAGGGUAGAAAGAAGUUCCGUGAUAUGUAGCAGGUCAUUCAUUUCAAUUUUUUGGUCUGAAAUUUUAA